This is a messenger RNA of Triticum urartu, 1669 nucleotides long. RefSeq lists its product as uncharacterized. NCBI's taxonomy places the organism in Eukaryota, Viridiplantae, Streptophyta, Magnoliopsida, Poales, Poaceae. The record is from RefSeq and is a predicted model, not a curated record.
AUCAUAACUAUUGGGGGGCUAUAGACAUGCCAAAUCCAAAAUACAACUUUACUCGGCACACUCAUUGUUCUCACCGCGCACGGUGUGCACCUUCUUCAGCCGACGCCACCGUGCGACGAAACCGGGAACGCAACCCAACCCAACCCAAGCCGGGUCCAACGGCAAAUCCACUUGUGUAACCUAUAACUGAAACGCAAACCAAUCGAAUCGUCCCAGACGCGGUCAAUUGCACUGCCCACUUCCUGCAGGUAUCAUUGUCGAUCGCCUCCCUCCGUCCACGACUCCAUCUUCUUCUCCUCUUCUCUUCGUCUCCGAACCUUAUUUAAGCCCGCGGCGGCCGCGGCGUCCCUCCCCUGACGGAGGAAAGGAAAGAUCCCAUCUUCCCGCCCGGACACCUGCACCGCCUCCGCCAACCUACUUCCCAUUUCCAAGAAGCCCGCCCGAGCUUAAACAAACCAAAAGGGAAAGCAAAGGAGGACGGCGGGUGCGCGCGUCGGCGUCGGCCGCGAGAAUUUAGCGGCCGCCGCGGGCUUCCUCGUCAUCGCUGGCGGCGACGGGGAUGAGAUGAGAUGAGAUGGGCAUGAGGUGCAAGAGGCACCCGUUCCAGGCCGGCGGCGGCGUCUGCGCCACGUGCCUGCGGGACCGCCUGCUCGUGCUCGCCGCCGCGCAGAACGACGCGUCGUCGACGCCGUCCACUCCUCCCGCCACCGCUCCCCCUCCGCCCGCGGAGGCGGCGCCGGCCCCGGCGUUCCCGAGGUCCGUGUCGCCGUACGUGUCCCGCAGGAAGUCCGACUCCUCGGGCGGCGCGCUCAGGCACCACCCGAGCCUGCUCUUCUUCCGGACGCCGCAGGUCGGCCCCGCCUACGGCGGCAGUGCCCCGCUCGAGGAAGGCGACAUCGGGUACCACAAGCCGCGCGCCGGGAAAUUCUCCGUGCUCGCCACGCUCUUCGGCAGCCACCACCACCGCCGCCACGGACCGGAGGACAAGGACAAAGCCAAGGAGCGCAAGAAGAGCCGUUCCUGGCUGGCCGGGAUCAUCCCGCGCCGUCGCAGGAAGCAGGUGCCGGCCGACGCCGUGCUGCCCGCGUCGCCGCCGCCCAGGCGCUCCUGCCGCGUGGUCAGCAACCGGGGGCUGUCGCCGGAGCGGUGCAGUCAGGGCAGCGGCGAGGAGAGCAGCUCGCCCGCCGACCCCCCGUGGCGGCCGUCCCCUUCCCCGAUGCGGAGGACCCCAUGCCGGCGCCGCCAGACCAGCAGCAUGCCGUCGGGAUUCGCCGUGUGCCUCAGCCCGCUGGUGCGGCCCAGCCCCGGACGCCGCCACCGCGCCGCGCAGCCGCCGGACUCGGGCACCUUCUCCUCCGAGCUGCGGCCGUCGCCGCUCCACAGCGCCGCCUCCGUCGGACGCUGCCGCUCACGGAAGCUCGCCGACGGCGCUCGCUUCCGGUGAUCCCUUCCUUUUCCUUCUUCUCCUUGAUUCUUCUCUAGUUUUCCUUCAUCACCCAACCCCAAUCACCACUCUUACUAGUAGCUUUCUGUGGAUUUUUACAUCAUGUCCAUUUGUGAAGAAGAGUCCGCGAGAUUUCAUACUCGGAGAACAUUCCGUUGACGUAUACUACAACUACUCCUAGAUUUUUACUCUGCUUGCUUGCUUGGUUGCUUGCGAGCCGAACAA